AUGAAGUUCACAGACCCGCAACCAAUAAAGCAACCCCUGGAGCAAAGGGACAAAAGCAAAUAUUGCGCUUAUCAUCGAGAUUAUGGGCAUUCAACCAAUGAUUGCAGAUCCCUUAGGCGACAGGUGGAAAAUAUGAUAGCCAGAGGUGAGUUGGCGGACUACCUCAUGAUAAAGGAGUAUGUAAAGCCCCGCGAGGUCUAUCCUCGCAAGGUAGAAGGUACGCAAGUAAAGGUCAUUCAUGCGAUACAUGGCAGGUCUGAAGAUGAUCAAGAGUCCGAGGGGGUAUACAGAUCCAGAUUGAGGGCAGCCCAUAAGCUCAGGAAGAUAUCCUCGGUCAAUGCUAUCGCUUCGGGUAGCAUCAGUAUUGGAUUUGGAGAUGGUGACCUAUCCAGAGUUCAACUCCCCCAUGAGAAUCUAUUGGUCAUCAGUCUUUUAGUGGCCAAUUGUAUGAUCAAGAGGGUUUUGAUAGACCCAGGAAGUAGUGCCAACAUUAUCACAAAGACGGUCUUUGAGCAGCUAGAGAUCUCGUCAUUAUCUAUUCGACCUACCUCUAGCCCAUUGAUGGGAUUCGAUGGCACAAGAGUAGAUCCCCUUGGAGUAAUAGACUUAUCCGUAACUGCGGCAAAGAUGACUCUGAAGGAGAACUUUGUUUUAACAGAGAUCCAUCCUUCUUAUAAUCUCAUCAUGGGGAGAGGUUGGAUACACCGAAUGAGAGGAGUUCCGUCCACCCUUCACCAAGUGAUGCGGUGCUUGGCUCCAGACGGAAAAGAAGUGAUUAAUCUAUGGGGGGAUCAAGUCGCUGCGAAGGAAAGCUAUAUGUUGACACACGCUGAAGCAAAGAAGCAAUCACAGAGCCCUCUGCCCAAGUAUGUUAAGGUAGAGGAGGAAGAGGAAAUUGUGAAGCCUACAGAGGAGACCCUUGAAGCCGUGGAAGUUAUCCUCGGCGACCCUCAGAAGGUCACUUAUUUAGGCUCUUCCUCCACAUCCGAAGAAAAUGAAGCAUUAAUUGAUGUCAUUCGGAGCAAUGCAGAUGCUUUCGCAUGGGAUCAUUCGGACAUGGUAGGAAUCGAUCCUUCAGUCUCCUGCCAUAGCCUGAAGGUGGAUCCGGAGUUCAAACAGGUUAAGUAG
Cornus florida is the source of this 1128-nucleotide messenger RNA. RefSeq lists its product as uncharacterized. The transcript is spliced from 2 exons. The record is from RefSeq and is a predicted model, not a curated record. NCBI's taxonomy places the organism in Eukaryota, Viridiplantae, Streptophyta, Magnoliopsida, Cornales, Cornaceae. The coding region runs from base 1 to 1128 and encodes 375 amino acids.